AUGCGCAACCCCCACGUGCGCCUGCCACCCGCAGCCAAGGUCGUUGUCGCUACCGACAACAAUGUGGCCCACCUCCUGGACCAGGUCCACAUCUUGCCGAUCUUCAACGACGGCCACGGCUGGCAGCUGACCGAGGACCUGGUCAGCGUCCUGCAGCCGGGCCAGCUGGACCCGACCCGUGUGAAGGAGGUCCUGAGCGCCAUCGCGCCGAGCCUGACCCCGGGUGCACGGGGCCCGGCCGGCGCGGCGGCCCGGGUGUCCCUGCCCGGGGCCGACACCGUGGCCCCGGCGGUCAAGCAGAUCCCGGCCACGGUGCAGAACAUCCUGAGCAUCGUGGUCAGCAGCGUGCAGAACGCCAGCUGGCCCGGUGCCUCCGGCGGCGGCAAGCCCGGCCCGGACCAGGCCCGGCUGGUCGGCGGCAGCAUGCCGGUGGCCAACAUCAGCGACCUGCUGAAGCUGGCCGAGCUCCUGCAGAGCCUGCCGGCCGAGGUGCAGCAGCUCCUGGCCAGCGAGCUGGCCAAGCUGCCGCUGAAGGCCGCCCACGCCGGGGCCUCGGCCGGCCCGGCCUCCGGCCGCGCCCGCAUCGCCAUCGCCGACUUGUCGGCCAACGAGGCGCUGCACGGCAUCUCCAACCUGCUGGAGGACCUGCCUACCCCGAUGUUGGAUGUGAUGCUGCCGUACCUGGAGGACGUCCGCCUGCCGGAGGCCGGCACCCACCUGCCGGAGCACCUGCUGCCGACCAUCAUCCAGUGCCUGGUGGGCACCGAGGUGGUGACCCCGGAGCUGAUGGAGUCCGGCACGGUCGAGGCGGCGGCGGCCGACCAGCACGCCACCGCCGGCCAGGCCCGCACCUCGGCCCAGAAUGUGGCCGAUGCCAUCCAGAUCUACGCCCUGCUGAACCGCCUGGUGGAGGAGAUCAAGGUCCCGGCCGGGCCGGAUGCCGUGUCGUCCAUCCUGCCGGAGCUGAUCAAGAUGGCCACCAUGCGCCAGGUGCCCCUUGGCCAGCUGCUGGACCUGAGCGCGCCCUUCCUGCCGCCCAUGCCAACCAUCCGGCCGACCAUCAUGCCGACCGUGCUGCCGACCGUCCGGCCGACCGUGCUGCCGACCGUGCUGCCGACCGUCCGGCCGACCAUCCGGCCGACCGUGCUGCCGACCAUCCGGCCGACCAUCCGGCCGACCAUCAUGCCGACCGUGCUGCCGCCCCUGCCGCCCCUGGUCAAGGACCCGGCGGAUAUCCUCCUCCCGCACCAGUAUGUGUCGGAGUGGGUGCGCGAUGCCGGCACCAAGGUCGGCCAGAUCCUGGAGCGCAUCCCCGGCAAGGAGGCCGUGCUGGAUGCCAUCAAGGACAUGCCGAUGGCCGAGGACGGAUCCCUGGACACGGUCCUGGGCGAUCCGCGCCCCUCGGCGGAGGCGGCCCAGCCGGCCCCCGGGCUGACCAUCGCCAUGACCUUCCCCAGCGGCCAGAUUGGCAUCCUGCCGAUCCAUGAGCUGAUCGGCGGCGCGGACCGGCUGUCGACCAUCAUGCCGGCCGUGGUGACCCACGACAGCCUGAAGGAGAUGGCCGAGGCUGUGGACCUGUCCGGCAUGCUGGCCAACAACCGCCAGGCUCGCGGUCUGCUCGGCGGCGGCGGCGGCGGCCUGCUGAACAACGUCGUCGGCGGCGUGGUCCAGCUGCUGGACGGCGUGGUCGACACCGUGGACACUGUCCUCACCGGCGGCGGCAACACCAAGGGCGGCAACACCGGCGGCAGCACCGGUGGCGGCAACACCGGUGGCGGCUGCCCCACCAACAACUGCCCGACCAUGGCCCCGCCGCCCACCUGCCAUGACCGCUGCUCGUGCGGCGCCUGCGGCACGCACACCUGCCCGACCCCCACCCCGAAGCCCACCCCGAUGCCGACCGAGCCGCCGAUGUACUGCAUCCCGGGCCACAACUGCCCCCCGGUGCCGACCCAGCAUCCCACCCUGCCCGGUGACCCGGACUUCCCGGAUCACUACUACCCGACGCCGCACCCGACGAUGGCGCCCACGCCCAAGCCCACGCCCAAGCCCACGCCCAAGCCCACCGACCCGCCCUGCCAGCACCAGUGCUCCGGCUGCGGCCACUGCGGCAGCACCCCGCACCAAUGCCCCACCCAGGCUCCGCCUCCCCCGCCCCCCAAGGGCGGCGGCGGUCUGCUGGACAAUGUCGUCGGCGGCGUGGUUGACCUGCUGGACGGUGUGAUCGACACCGUGGACGAUGUCCUCACCGGCGGCGGCAACACCGGCGGCGGCAACACCGGCGGCGGCAACACCGGCGGCUGCCACACCGGCGGCUGCCACACCGGCGGCGAUACCUGCCAGAACCGCUGCUCGUGCGGCGCCUGCGGCACCCACACCUGCCCGACCCCCGCGCCCACGCCCAAGCCCACGCCCAAGCCCACGCCCAAGCCCACGCCCAAGCCCACCCCCAAGCCGACCGUGGCCCCGUGCCAGGAUAAGUGCUCGUGCGGCGCGUGCGGCAGCCACAACUGCCCUACCCAGGCCCCGACCAUGCCUGCUUGCCAUGACAAGUGCGCCGGGUGCGGCCACUGCGGCACUCACAGCUGCCCGACCCCGGCCCCGACGGCUGCCAUGCCGGACCGCGAUCCCGGCCUGCUGAACGACGUUGUCGGCGGCGUGGUCGACCUGCUCGAUGGGGUGGUCGACACCGUGGACAAUGUGCUGACCGGUGGUGGCAACACCGCCGGUGGCAUUGUUGGCGGUGCCACUGGUGGUGGUACUGGCGCCGGCGCGCCCGGUCUGCUGAACGACACCGUCGGCGGUGUGGUCCAGCUGCUGGACGGUGUGGUCGACAACCUGGGCGGCGUCCUGACCGGCAACAAGCGCCGCGACGUGGCCCCGGGCGGCCUGCUGAACAAUGUCGUCGGCGGCGUGGUCGAGCUGCUGGACGGCGUGGUCGAGACCGUCGACGAUCCUGCACAUCUGCCGAUGUCUGCGCCGCACCACCGCCACGGCGGUAAGGCCGACACCGACCAUGGUGCGUCCCGUGGCCGGGCGCAGAAUUAUCGGCGCCCGAAGAUCACCCUGGCCUCCGAUCGCACUCCCAUCGCCACCCCUCCGCUGCUGGACGGCGUGGUCGAGACCGUCGACGAUGUCCUCACCGGCGGCGGCAACACCGGCGGCGGCGGCGGCGGCAACACCGGCGGCGGCAACAUGAACGGCGGCAACAUGAACGGCGGCUGCCACACCGGCAACUGCCACACCGGCGGCGACACCUGCCAGAACCGCUGCUCGUGCGGCGCCUGCGGCACCCACACCUGCCCGAUGCCCACCAUGAAGCCCACCCCCAAGCCGACCCCGAUGCCCACCAACCCCCCGAUGUACUGCAUCCCGGGCUACAACUGCCCGACAACUCCGACCUCCGAGCCGCCGAUGUACUGCAUCCCGGGACACGACUGCCCGCCUGGCACCCAGCCGCCCAUCUACUGCAUCCCUGGCUACAACUGCCCGCCGGUCGGCCACCCGCAGCCGACCCUGCCCGGGCACUACGAUCCGGACUUCCCGGACUACUACUACCCCAUCCCGCCGCAGGAUCAGCCUCACCAGCCCUGGCCCACGGUUCAGCCGACGCCCAAGCCCACGCCCAAGCCGACGCCCAAGCCCACCAUGCAGCCGCCCAAUCCCUGCCAUGUGGAGUGCGGCCACUGCGGCCACUGUGGCAACACCCCGCACCACUGCCCCACCCAGCCUCCCCCCCCGCCCCCCAAGGGCGGCCUGCUGAACAACACCGUCGGCGGUGUGGUCCAGCUGCUGGACGGCGUGGUCGACAACCUGGGCGGCGUCCUGACCGGCAACAAGCGCCGCGACGUGGCCCCGGGCGGCCUGCUGAACAAUGUCGUCGGCGGCGUGGUCCAGCUGCUGGACGGCGUGGUCGAUACCGCUGACACUGUCCUCACCGGCGGCGGCAACACCGGCGGAGGCGGCAAGACCGGCGGCGGCGGCGGCGGUGGCGGCGGCGGCGGCCUGCUGAACAAUGUCGUCGGCGGCGUGGUCGAGCUGCUGGACGGCGUGGUCGAGACCCUGCUGGACGGCGUGGUCGAGACCGUCGACGAUGUCCUCACCGGCGGCGGCAACACCGGCGGCGGCGGCGGCAACAUGAACGGCGGCAACAUGAAUGGUGGCAACAUGAACGGCGGCAACAUGAACGGCGGCAACAUGAACGGCGGCAACAUGAACGGCGGCUGCCACACCGGCAACUGCCACACCGGCGGCAAUACCUGCCAGAACCGCUGCUCGUGCGGCGCCUGCGGCACCCACAACUGCCCGAUGCCCACCAUGAAGCCGACUCCCAAGCCGACUCCCAAGCCGACGCCCCUGCCCUACUGCCCGCCGGGGUACAUCUGCCCGCCGGGCUACCAGUACCCGCCGGGGUACCAGCUCCCGCCGACCUACCAAAUCCCGCCGGGGUACCAGUACCCGCCUGGGUACCCGCUGCCCGGCGGCGACCACGGUGCCGUGCAUCCGACCAUGGUCGUGCCGCCUGGGCACCACCUGCCGCCCGGCUACGGCAUGAUCGGGCCCUGCUUCGUGUGCGGCCAGUACGGGCACAUGAUGUGUGGCGGGGCUCGUGCGCGGUCGGACAGCGCGGCCGCCACGGCCGAUGCCGCCGCCGCCCCGGCCAACGGGGUGACCGCGCCAUCGCCGGCCGCCGACACCCCGCCGGCCGCCGAGGCCGGCCCGCUCAUCCGCGUGGUCAACUCGAUCCUCCGCCGGCGGCCGGCUCGUAGCAAGGGUGCCCGCGCCGACCCGGAGGAAAUCCUCCGCGAGGCGGUGCACACCAUCAAGCAGAACCCGGAGUUCCUGGCCACCGUGAUCCCGACCAACCUCGGCCUCACCAAUGUCCAGGUGACCGCCGUGCUGGGCCAGCUCCUGCCCGGGCUGGACCUCAGCGACCUGACGGCCCUCAUCCAGGGUGCCGGCAAUGGCCCGGCCCUGGGGGUCCUGCGCGGUGGCCGCGACCGCGAAGGCGUCGCCGCCUCCGGCACCGCCGCCUCCCACGACCAAGGUACGAGGUCAUCCUCCCGGGCCCCGGGCCCCGUGUCGCCGGGGCCGACGCCGCCGCCGCCGCCGCCGCUGCCGAAGCAGCAGCAGCAGCAGCAGCAGCAGCAGCAGCAUGUGCCCCCGGCAUCCGCCUCUUCCUCCCCCCCUUCGCCGCGGCCCCCCGUGGGGCGGGUGUUGCAGACGAAGUCCAUUGUGUCGCCCUCGCGGCGGGUGCCCCCGCGGCGGGUGCCGGUAUCCAAUGUGCCCCGCACGCCGGAGGUCAUCCCGCCGUCGGUGCAGCUCCCGCCGCCCAAGGGGCCCGGGCCCAAGCUCCGCCCGAUGCCCGACGGCCGGGAGGAAAACCAGUGGACGCUGAAGCCCAACGCGCCGACCCUCACCUUGAACAUCGGUCCGGAUGGGGUUCCGCAGAUGCUGGUCAUUCGCCAAGUGUUGUCCGAGCUGCAGCAGCAGGCAGCGACGGCCGGUGGUGCCGGCACCACCGGCGAGCCGGCCGGUCGCCGCCACCACCCUGCCCAGGAAGGUGUCCAUGAGAGUGGUGGGGAUGGCGGCGCAGUGGGGCUGGUGCGGGGCCGCGGGCGCCGGGACGAUGCCAAUGCCAUGGCAUCCGCCGGUGGCGUUGGCACUGGCACCACGGACCAGCAACUGGUCGAGGCCAUGCUGCAGGUCCUGCGGGGCGCCUCGCCAUCGGUCGAGGGGGCCACCUCGCCGGAUGCCGCGGCCCUGCAGCAGCUCCUGCUGGAGUAUACCCAGCGCACGGCGGCCGUCGAGGCGGAGGUCACCGCCGCGUCCAGCACCCGGCCCGAUGGGCCUGGCCAUAUGCCGCACGGUACCACAGUGGAUGAUGAGAGGCAGCCGGCGCCGGCCGGUACGGCCACCGCCCCGGUUGGCGGGGCGCCCGUAGCCCCCCCGGCCCGGCCGCCGUUUGCCAGUAACACCGGCGGCUGGGGAGCGGGCGACUCGGCGGUGACGGUGGUGGCGGGCGGCGGCGGCGGCCCGGCCGCUGGUGCUGGUGGCCAGCCGCCCGGGCCGUGGACACACCAGGGCGACGGUGCCGAGCAGCUUUACUACCCCCCGAGUGGCGGGGUGCCGGGCCACGGCGGGGCAGGGCUCCAUGGGGCCGGGAUUGCCUUUGCCCCGUCAGCCGGCGGGGGGGCGUCUCCGGGAGGUGGCGGUGGUGGCGGCGCGGUCUUCAGCAGUCGCCGGCAGCAGCAGCAGCAGCAGCAGCAACAAACACAACAGUUCUCGAGCGUUGAUGGCGGCACCGCCGCGGGCGCCGGCCGAGGGACCCUGAGCUGGGACCCCUCGAGCUGGGACAGCCAGCGGGGCAGGCCCUUCGGCAGCAUGCCGGUGCAUCAUGCCGGGCAUGUGGCUCCGGGCCUGCCGACCCUGGGCCAGCUCCUGCGUCUGGACAAUGGCCAGCAUGCGGUCCUGCUGCCGGAUGGCCGGGUGCUCGGCCUCGCCAGCGACCUGGUGGAGGCCGGCCCUGCCAAGCCGGCCGGGCCCGUGAUUGCGGAGACUGUCCAGGAGGCGCUUGACGAGAGUGUCCAUGUCCAUGCAAAGGCCACGCCGGCGACGGCGGAUGGUGAUGAGGGCGAUGAUGAUGGCGAUGAUGAUGGCGAUGAUGAUGACGAUGGCCGGCCGUGGCACGCUCGCCGCCCGGCGGGCCAGGGAACCGUGAACAGUGUCCUUCAGAACAGUGUCGAAGAGAAGCACCAGGCCGCGGCGGCCAGCAGCGGGGCGGCCACCACCCACCUCGAGGGUGGCAUCCACCACCACCCGGAGGGCGAGGUGGCCGCCGACCCGCGCGGCCCCCAGCCGCCGGCGUCCUCCUCCGCCAUCACCCCGGGUCAGCAGCAGCAGCAGCAGCAGCAGCAGCAGCAGCCGCACUACCCCUCAGCACCUCCCCACUUGGCCCAUGACGACGACACUGACAAUUGGAUGCCCAUCCUCCCGUCCAAUGCCGACCCCCACCUCCCCCCUGGUGGUGGUGCUACUGCCGGGCUCGGCGGCGCCGCAGGCCACCAGACCGCCGACGCGGCGCACCACGCCGGCUCGGUGGCCGCCGACGAGACGGCCGCCCAGCAGACGGAGCACGACCGCGCCGGGGCCGACCACGCGGAGAAUGUGGAGUUCUCCCACGGCCAGCCGGUGGAGGUCUACCACGACGCGCACCGCGAGCAGCAGGACGGCAGCGAGCCCAUGAUGCACAUCCUGCCGAUGCCGGACUACCAGGAGGAGAUCCACACCAGUGCCGGCGACAGCGAGUCCGACCAGCUGAUGCACAUCCUGCCGGUGCUGGACUUCCAGGAGGAGGACCACGCCUCGGCCCCGGCCGCCGGCAGUGACUCCGACCCGAUGAUGCACAUCCUGCCGAUCCAGGAGAAGGCCACCCUGCUGCGUAGCCAGGUGGCCGACGGCGCGGCCGGCGGCGAGGCCACCGGCGCCCUCGGCGUCUUCCCCAUCCUCAUGGCGGUCAUGGGUGUCACGGCCCUCGGUCUGGCGGCCAUGAUGCUGGUGGCCACGCGGUCGCGCGCCGCUCGCCGCCGUGCGGGCGCCUCGCUGCGCUCAUUCGCCCGGCGCAUCACCGGAGCCCCGGAGUCCCGUCGCCGUCGCGGCGGCCAGGGCGCCGCCAGCAGCCUCGGCUACGAGGGCCCGGCCGCCGGCCCGACCGCCGUCGCCGUCCAGGCCGGCUCCGCCUCCCCGGCGGCCGUCGGUCCCGUGGUGGCUGGCAACGCCGCGGUCACCACCCUGCCGGUGGUUGUCGACAGCGCCAGCGCCCCCCUGAUCCAGAUGCCUGCCGCGCCGGAGGGCAACGGCUGGGCCGAAUCCUGGAACAGCGACCUCGAGGAGGACCUCGAGGGCAGCGUCGGCACCAACUAA
This is a messenger RNA of Fonticula alba, 7923 nucleotides long. RefSeq lists its product as hypothetical. The record is from RefSeq and is a predicted model, not a curated record. Bases 1 to 7923 code for a protein of 2640 amino acids. Lineage: Eukaryota; Rotosphaerida; Fonticulaceae. The transcript has 4 exons.